CCAUGAACUCUAGCGUUCUAUUUCUGACGUCGACGUUCAAACCCGGUGAGAAUUUGAUUAGAAGAGUAGAUAUAAAAAUGUUAACGUUCCCAGGUAAAUUUAUCACGGCACAAUUAAGAAAUUUUUCUGCUCCUGCGUCUUCUAUUUCUGACGGAGAAGUUCUGAUUGAUCGUAUUAAACAAAAAUUGGUGAUUACAUUAAAUCGUCCAAAGGCUCUGAACGCGGUCAAUCUGCCAAUGAUAAAGAAAAUUUACGAGGCAUUGCAGGAGCCUUCUGAUCUUGUUAUUAUUAAAGGACAAGGAUUAAAGGCAUUUUGUGCGGGUGGAGAUGUUGUUGCAGUUUCAAAGUCUUAUCAAUCUGGUGAUAAAACUGAACGGAUAUAUGACCAAUUUUUUAGACACGAAUAUCAAUUAAAUCAUCUUAUCGGUACACUAAAGAAGCCUUACAUUGCAUUAAUUAAUGGCAUUACUAUGGGUGGGGGCUGUGGACUUUCAAUAAACGGCCCUUUCCGUGUGGCUACAGAACGAACAGUACUGGCUAUGCCUGAAACGGCUCUUGGAUUAUUUCCUGAUGUUGGGGCAACACAUUUUCUUCCCAGGCUUCCUGGGCAUCUUGGAAUGUUUUUGGGAUUGACUGGAUAUCGCCUUUACGGCUCGGAUGUUUUUCAUUCUGGACUUGCUACUCACUAUAUUGAAUCUUGCGACACUACUCGUCUUAGCACCGAUCUAAUUUCUUUACCUACUGACCAAUGCACAAAUGAUAACGUUAAUUCAAUUAUAAAAAAAUUCCAACCACAAAAUAUCGCUUCUUUUUCUUUGGAUCCUUAUUUGGAUUUAAUUGAUGAAUGUUUUGAUGCUAAUAGUGUUGAGGAAAUUAUGGAGAAAUUAAAUAAAAAAGUUUUAAAAAAAGAAGAGGGAAGUGAUUUUGCUUUAGAACAAUUAGAAGCUUUAGAAAAAAUGAGUCCUACAUCUCUAAAGAUCACAUUCCGGCAAAUUCUUCUUGGCAAAAAAUUGAAAUUCUCAGAGGUAUUUCCCGUCGAAUUUCGACUUUGUCAACGUUUUAUUUUUGACCAUGAUUUUCAUGAGGGAUGUCGAGCCAUUUUAAUUGACAAAGAUAAAAGUCCAAAAUGGCAACCCUCAACACUUAAAGAAGUUAGUGAAUCAAAAAUUGAAUAUUAUUUUUCAAAAUUUGAUGAAGUUGAAAAGGAAUUAAUUGUUUAGUAACCUGUUAAAAAAGUUUUGACAUCAAGAUUUUGUAAGUUUAAUGUUAGUAAAUGAAUGUAAAAUAUGAGCAAUCAAACAAGUCUAGCUUGUGAUUAUCGUUUUGGUCCUUUAAUGAGAGGAGGUGGAUAUCCAAAAAGGGCAUAAUAUGUAGGCCUUUUUU
Molecule: messenger RNA, 1383 nt
Organism: Meloidogyne enterolobii
Lineage: Eukaryota; Metazoa; Nematoda; Chromadorea; Rhabditida; Meloidogynidae
Source: the annotation of a GenBank genome assembly